Daldinia loculata is the source of this 1022-nucleotide messenger RNA. RefSeq lists its product as uncharacterized. NCBI's taxonomy places the organism in Eukaryota, Fungi, Ascomycota, Sordariomycetes, Xylariales, Hypoxylaceae. The transcript has 2 exons. The record is from RefSeq and is a predicted model, not a curated record. Bases 154 to 771 code for a protein of 205 amino acids. Gene Ontology annotation, cellular component: membrane.
CUCAAAGAUAAUUAUUUAAUAAUCUUUUAACUGGAAAUUUCCACGGUUUACUAUUUAUCUUUUCUUGCCCGGAUCAUCCUGGAAUCAUCUACAGCCUCAGCAAAUUUGCAUAUACAUACCCAAUAGCUAAACGAGAAAAAGCAAAGGGAAAUAAUGGCUAUCAAAUCUCUCAUCACCCGAUUUGGCAAAGGUGCCGCCACCAAGCAGAUGUACAUCUACGAGACGUGGCUACGUUGGAUCGUCCGCGGAAUCCAGUUUGUACUCGCCGUCGUUGUCUGUGGUCUAUAUGGGCGUCGCGUCGACCAUGAUCAUAGGCACGGGAACGGUCAGUCAGCCGCGUGGGUUUACGCACUAUUCGUCGCCGGUUUUUCGUGCAUCACCUGUAUUUUGUACUCUAUCCCCAACCCAUUCGGCCGCCUACAGUCGCACCGCCUCUUCGCCUGGGACCUCAUCCUCUUCGUCCUGUGGGUUGCCCUCUUCGGCAUCUUUGCCGCUAUCUUCCUCAAGCGUGAGGAAGACGAGUACGAGGGCACCAGCGUCUCACUCAUGAAGUGCGCUGUCUGGAUCGAUCUCGUCAAUUGCGUUUUCUGGCUCUGCACCGGCCUUUACGGCUGCUUCCGCACUUUCGUCGGCAGGAAGGUGAAUGGGAAGAUCGAUGAAUAUUCGAACAAGGUUGAGGAUGGAAUCAACGCCAAGGUGGAUCAAUACGCGGGUUCCGCAAAGAAUAACUUCAGUAUGAAACUUAAUCCCUUGCGCAACGAGACGGUAUGAGCUAGGAAUACGUGGGAAGAGAUUUUUACCUCAUACGUUGAAUGACGAUACGCAUAGCCGUAUGAUAGGAUUGGGUUAUAGGGAUGUUGUUCAUGCAUAGCAUUACGGGCGGUUGCAUAUAGACUACUAGACAGGCUUCGUCGGUUAGAAGCGAUGUCUCAGACUGGUCCCCUUGGGUUCCCUUUUUUGAGAACCAUCAAGGGCACCCAUUAAUAAUAUUAUUAUCUUUUACACCACCAUAUAUUUCCUAC